CAAAACAAACAAUUCAACUUUUUUUUUUUUUUGACAAAAGUCCAAAAAUUUGCUCCAAUUUUAUUCUCAGUCCUCUCCUUUCUCUUGUUUCUGGUUUUUCUUGACUACUCCUACUAAGCAAGAACACACCAUUUUCCCUCACAAAACCCCCUCAAAACCCUCCAAAAAUAAAUAAAUAUCAAAUUUCACUUCAAUUCUGAAGAUUUUGCUGGUGAAAGAGCUAAUUCAAAUCAUCAUAUAUACCUUCUUUAUUUUUUACACAAAAUUGCAAAAAGUUGGAAGUUCAAUGGUUCAAUUUUAAGCUCAUUUCAAAAUCCGCAGUUCUAGUUCUAAAUACGGCAGAAUCAUCGCCCUAAAACCCGCAAAAUAAUGAUAGUGGACUGCGGAUGUUGUUCGUGGAGUAGUCAUUUGAUUGUUGUUGUUGCUGGUGAUGAUGAUGUCUCAGUUACACUCCCAAAACAACAAUAGUAACAGCAACAAUAACAACAACAGCAGCAACCCUCAUCAUCAUCACCACCACCAUAAUCAGCCACCUCCGCCUCCGCUAUCUCUAUCGCCUCUUACUCCCUCCUCCCACCGUGAUGCCGUUCCCGUUUCUGCAUUCCAAUUGGAUGUCCACCCGGCAAGGGUUCGGGUCUCGGAUAUCGCCCCCUACGAUGGGGCACCUUGUGGGACUUACUUGAAGGCGGUGGAGGCCCUUUCUGGGUCUCUUGUGAGGCAUAACGCCGCCGUUCUUGAGCUUGGAAGUAGCGAUGCCGCGAUCAUGAGGUGUGGGUUGGAGUCAGCGAGGUUGUAUUUCAGAAAUAGGGCUGGGACUGUUGGCAAAGGUAGCAGAGGUGUUUACAAGUAUAGGGCAGGAAGGGCUUUGGAGGAUAGUGAUUCAUCUCCUCCAUGCAUGGCUGAAACUUUUAGAUGCCUGGGUAAAGCUGCUCGUGCUGCUUUGUCUGCUAUUGCAAGGCACCUCCGUUUGCGUAGCGAUGUUUUUAACCAUAUGCUUGAUGAUAACCCACUACCUGCCUAUGAGGCAUCCUCCUCAGUGCUUGUCGCAACCUAUCUUCACGCUCCUAUGCAAAAUGGAAAAGGGGCUAUUGGAGGAGGCAAACCAUCCAUCAAUGGUGAAUUUGAGAAGGGGUUGUUAACUCUGAUAACUUCUGAUACUCCCGGCCUUCAGGUCUGUGAUCCCAAUGGUCGAUGGUACCUGGCAGAUAGUGGGUUAGGCUCUGGUUCUGUUUUGUUGCUGACAGGAAAGGCACUUAGUCAUGCUACGGCGGGCCUUCAUCCUGCCGCCACAUAUCGUGCAGCAUCUGAUGUCUCCUUAAGUGCUGGUUGUGUUGGAAGGACUUCAUUAGCCUUUAGACUUAUGCCGCAGAGCAAUGCCAUUCUGGAUUGUUCACCUGUAGGCGCUGCUGGCCAUUUUGUUCCUCAAAGUUAUGCCCCCAUAUCUGUAAGCCAAUUCAUGGAUGAUCUCUCUGCAGAAGAAGAUACUCUGUGCAAUCACAUUGACAGUACUUAUGUGGAGCAGAACAAUAUAAACAAGGAGCCAUCAUUGAGAAGUGUACUUUCAGAUCCUUUAUCUGGUGUAUUCCUUGAAGAUGCCAUGGUCAUAUCUUGUGGACACUCAUUUGGGGGUCUCAUGUUGAGAAAGGUUAUUGAAGCGUCCAGGUGCAUGCUGUGCCAUACAGAAAUUGAUACCCGAUCAUUGAUUCCAAACCUUGCUCUAAGAGCUGCAGCUGCAACAGUGAAGCAAGAGGAUGACCGAAGACUCUUCCAUAAUGCAGCACUUCGAAAACGACGGAAAGAAAUUGGUGAUCAGAUAGAUUUGGGAAGACGGAUAAACAAGGAAGAUGGAAAUACUGCUCCAGAUAAUGGGCUGCGAAGAGUUCAGUAUCCAUUUUCAGUAAAUGAGAAAGUGGUGAUAAAGGGAAACAGGAGAACGCCAGAUAAAUUUGUGGGAAAAGAAGCUAUAAUAACAUCUCAGUGUCUCAACGGAUGGUAUUUGCUUAAAAUUGUUGGAAGCGGUGAUAAUGUUCGGUUGCAAUAUAGGUCUCUGCGAAAGCUAAGUGUUUCUCAGACAAGUGAGGAUAGAUGUGCAUCGGACCCUAUUCAAAGUAGUAUUCCGUAGCAGAGAGAGAACAUAACUCUUGACUGCUCCAUCUCUAACUCUUUCAUCAACAUUUUUGCGUCUCAAGGAAAGUUAGUCGGUUUUUACGUCUUACCUGAUUUGUCGUUAGCUUGUGAGUUGUGGGUGAGAUUUUGAUUUAGGUGGAAAUCACAUCACGGUAGCUUGUAAUUUGCUGUUAGAGUUGUGUAUAGACAAGCUAAAUUAUCAGUGUAUUAGCAUUUUGUACUUUUAAAAUCAGUAGCUUGCUUGUGAAAUGAUUUGGAUUGCUUUAUGAAAUGAUAUGUAUGAAUAAAAUCAAAGAAUGAAUGAAAACAAUAUUGUGAUUUGGGCUUUUCAGGCA
Spinacia oleracea (spinach) is the source of this 2462-nucleotide messenger RNA. RefSeq lists its product as uncharacterized. Lineage: Eukaryota; Viridiplantae; Streptophyta; Magnoliopsida; Caryophyllales; Amaranthaceae. The coding region runs from base 431 to 2122 and encodes 563 amino acids. The record is from RefSeq and is a predicted model, not a curated record. The transcript has 12 exons.